CUUCAAAAUGGCGCUGGUCGAGACAUCGCGUUCCUCCAGUUUGAGGUGAAAAUAAAAUUGACACAAAGACGUGCUUUGUUCUCAGAGCAUUUAUAGUGAUUAUUAACGUAGUUCAUAUUAUUUUGUUCACUUUACUAAUAACGAAUGAGUUUUGUGUCAAACUAACAUUGGUUUGUGAACGUCGACGAGUAUUUCGGACUGGAAAGUUUCCGCAUUGACUAUACAUAUAUAUCUAUAUAUAUUACGGUAUAUACGUACAAAGCUCUUUCAAGUAUAUAUAUAUAUAAACAUUGUGCGUGUGUGUUUGGUCGCGUCAUCGUCGUCCAUCAUUCACGCGAUAACGGGCAAAAUUCGGUGUUGAAAAAAAAAGUGAAACAAACGAAUUCCCGAUGAUGCAGUCGUCGCAGCCACAAGGACAUCAACAAAUCACCACAGCCGCAGCCGGUGGUGCAGCCGCUGCUGCUGGUGUUAUCCUUAAAAUGAAUGAAAUACAGCAGCUGUCCAGCGUGUCCACCGUUGGACUUUUGGAAUUGGCUCACAGAGAAUAUCAAGCAGGCGAUUAUGAAAAUGCAGAACGUCACUGCAUGCAACUCUGGAGGCAGGAAACAACUAACACUGGAGUUUUAUUACUUCUAUCUUCUAUACAUUUCCAAUGCCGCAGACUUGAAAAAUCGGCGCAUUACAGCGGAUUAGCGAUAAAACAGAAUCCCUUAUUGGCUGAAGCAUACAGUAAUUUGGGCAACGUUUACAAGGAGCGAGGACAGCUUCAGGAAGCCCUGGAGAAUUAUCGACAUGCGGUCAGGCUAAAACCAGAUUUCAUUGACGGAUACAUAAAUUUGGCAGCUGCUUUGGUAGCUGCCGGGGACAUGGAACAGGCAGUCCAAGCUUAUGUCACAGCUCUUCAAUAUAAUCCUGAUCUCUAUUGCGUAAGGAGCGAUCUGGGUAAUCUUCUGAAAGCGCUGGCAAGAUUGGACGAAGCAAAGGCUUGCUAUCUCAAGGCCAUCGAAACACGACCGGACUUUGCGGUCGCAUGGAGCAAUCUUGGAUGCGUAUUUAAUGCCCAGGGUGAAAUAUGGCUGGCGAUUCAUCAUUUUGAAAAAGCUGUCGCCCUAGAUCCUAACUUCCUUGAUGCUUACAUCAAUCUUGGCAAUGUUCUCAAAGAGGCUCGCAUCUUUGAUCGAGCGGUUGCAGCUUACCUCAGAGCUCUUAAUCUCAGUCCCAACAAUGCAGUCGUUCACGGAAAUUUGGCUUGCGUGUAUUAUGAACAGGGGCUCAUCGAUUUGGCGAUCGAUACGUAUCGCCGAGCGAUCGAACUACAACCCAACUUCCCUGAUGCCUAUUGCAAUUUGGCGAAUGCGCUCAAGGAAAAGGGUCAGGUGGUGGAAGCCGAAGAGUGUUACAACACCGCUCUUCGGCUCUGCCCGACUCAUGCCGAUUCACUCAACAAUCUCGCAAAUAUAAAACGAGAACAGGGCUACAUCGAGGAAGCAACGAGGCUCUAUUUGAAGGCGCUCGAAGUGUUUCCGGAAUUUGCAGCGGCGCAUAGUAACCUCGCGUCGGUAUUACAACAGCAAGGAAAACUUAACGAGGCACUGAUGCAUUAUAAAGAGGCGAUAAGGAUUCAGCCGACGUUCGCUGAUGCGUACUCGAACAUGGGCAACACGCUUAAAGAGAUGCAAGAUAUUCAGGGCGCGUUGCAAUGUUACACGAGAGCGAUUCAGAUCAAUCCAGCGUUCGCCGAUGCUCAUUCCAAUCUCGCCUCGAUCCACAAAGAUUCGGGAAACAUUCCCGAGGCCAUACAAUCUUACAGAACGGCCCUAAAACUCAAGCCCGAUUUUCCAGACGCUUAUUGCAACCUCGCUCACUGCCUACAGAUCGCCUGCGAUUGGACCGACUACGAGGCUCGUAUGAAGAAACUCGUUUCUAUCGUUGCCGAACAACUAGAUAAAAACAGGUUACCCAGCGUGCAUCCACAUCAUUCGAUGCUUUAUCCACUUUCUCACGAUUUUCGUAAAGCGAUCGCUGCACGUCACGCCAAUCUCUGUAUCGAAAAGAUUCACGUAUUGCACAAACAGCCGUACAAGUAUCCUCGAGAAAUCGGCACAAGACUAAAAAUCGGUUACGUAUCAUCAGAUUUCGGAAAUCAUCCAACGAGUCAUUUGAUGCAAUCGAUUCCUGGUCUUCACGAAAAGGGAAACGUCGAAAUUUUUUGUUAUGCUCUCAGUACCGACGACGGAACGAAUUUCCGUUCGAAAAUAGCUCGCGAAGCCGAACAUUUUAUUGACUUAUCACAAAUUCCUUGUAAUGGAAAAGCUGCUGAUCGUAUUAAUUCCGACGGGAUUCACAUAUUGGUCAAUAUGAACGGUUACACGAAGGGAGCAAGGAAUGAAAUAUUCGCCCUCAGGCCCGCGCCUGUUCAGGUCAUGUGGCUCGGAUACCCCGGCACUUCCGGCGCCAGUUUCAUGGAUUAUCUUAUUACUGACGAGGUCACUUCGCCUCUUGAGUUAGCACCACAAUACAGCGAGAAACUCGCUUACAUGCCAAACACAUAUUUCAUCGGCGAUCAUCGCCAAAUGUUCCCACACUUGAAAGAACGCCUUAUUCUCACGGAUAAAUUGAGCAUCAAGGGCAAGGUUGCAGACAACGUUGCCGUUAUUAACGCGACAGAUCUCUCACCCAUGAUAGAAAACACAAUGGUCAAAGAAAUUCGUGAGAUUGUCGUUGCCGAUUCGAAGAACAAACCGGUCGAGAUUUCCCUCAAAGUUGCCGAACUUCCGACAACCACACCCAUCGAAACGAUGAUCGCUUCCGGUCAAUGUCAAAUGUCGGUAAAUGGCGUUGUCGUACAAAACGGAAUGGCCUCGACACCGGUCAAUACAAAAACUGCUACGGGUGAAGAGGUUCCACAAAAUAUUGUCAUUACGACGAGGCAACAAUACGGAUUGCCCGAAGAUGCAGUUGUUUAUUGCAAUUUCAAUCAAUUAUACAAAAUCGAUCCUCUCACCUUGCACAUGUGGGCACAUAUUCUAAAGCACGUCCCAAAUUCGGUUCUUUGGCUGUUGAGGUUUCCGGCAGUUGGUGAACCAAAUUUACAGGCAACCGCACAGCAACUCGGACUUUCACCGGGUCGAAUUCUGUUCAGUAACGUAGCGGCAAAAGAAGAACAUGUCAGACGCGGUCAACUCGCGGACGUUUGCUUGGAUACUCCGCUGUGUAAUGGUCACACAACGAGUAUGGAUGUGCUAUGGACCGGCACACCGGUCGUUACUUUACCGGGCGAAACUCUCGCAUCUCGGGUCGCUGCCAGUCAACUCAAUACUCUUGGUUGCCCAGAAUUGGUUGCUCGUACUCGUCACGAGUAUCAAGACAUUGCCAUUCGUCUUGGGACUGACCGGGAAUAUCUCAAAGCCAUACGCGCCAAAGUUUGGAAGGCUCGAUCGGACAGUCCAUUGUUCAACUGUAAAAUGUAUGCGGCAGGAAUGGAGAUGUUGUACAAGAAGAUGUGGGAGCGUUUUGCGCGGGGUGAAAAGCCGGAUCAUUUGGCAGCGAUUGACAAGCCGAUGAUAAUUGAAUCUCAGAAGCAGCCGACGACGACGGCGCCUUAAAGAUGAAUUAAGAAACGAAACAAGUGACAAAAAAAUAAUGGCGGAAGAAGCACACGCAUUGCUGUGGGAUGAAUGAAUAAAUAUGUGUAAUAGGCUUUACAUAUAUUUACGGUCUCGGGGGAAGGAAAAAAAACGUUACAACUAUGAUGACAUUGUUCCUAGCCUCUAGACGCGUACGUCGACUAAUGUUAAUUAUUAUUUCUCAACACUUUUUUCCUCUAUUUUUCACUUAAUCCGAACAUUUCGAGAAAAACAAUCGUAGCUCGUAGCUCCCUUUUUCUCUUUCUCUUUUUCCUUCACAGUCUCGAUUCCCGGAGGGAAUUUCUCAUUCAACCGUUAAGGACACUACAAUUGUAAAUAAGUAAAAAAGAAAAAGGAAAGAAGCAAAUGACGCGGUUGAUUAUUACUUAUACGAUACGAGGCGAUCUGCGGUAUUAAUUUAAUGAGAGAGAAAAAAAAACAAGAAAACAACACCGCGAUUGCGUGCAAGGAUAUGGAGAACAAAAAACACACAUGUGUAGCGUACUAGUUUACUUUUGCUCGUAUAGCGCGAUAUCGAUUGACGUAUUGAGAGAAACGACGAAAAACAGAAAAAUAAAGGACGAAUAUGUAUAAA
Messenger RNA from Venturia canescens, 4221 nucleotides. It is a transcript of the gene sxc, whose product is annotated as O-linked N-acetylglucosamine (GlcNAc) transferase sxc. Bases 390 to 3605 code for a protein of 1071 amino acids. Gene Ontology annotation, molecular function: protein binding; protein O-acetylglucosaminyltransferase activity. Lineage: Eukaryota; Metazoa; Arthropoda; Insecta; Hymenoptera; Ichneumonidae. The record is from RefSeq and is a predicted model, not a curated record. The transcript is spliced from 12 exons. Gene Ontology annotation, biological process: protein O-linked glycosylation.